Molecule: messenger RNA, 795 nt
Organism: Linderina pennispora
Lineage: Eukaryota; Fungi; Kickxellomycota; Kickxellomycetes; Kickxellales; Kickxellaceae
Exons: 1
Coding region: 199-591 (130 amino acids)
Biological process (GO): long-chain fatty acid biosynthetic process
Cellular component (GO): fatty acid synthase complex
Molecular function (GO): acyltransferase activity
Source: RefSeq, a predicted model, not a curated record
GGAGGGGUGCAUUGAAGCUGGCGUGGAUCAUGGGUCUAAUCAAGCACUUUGACGGGCAACACCCACUGACAAUGGACCGUUAUAUUGGAUGGGUCGACGCAAAGACGGAUGAGCCGGUGAGGGACAUGGAUGUCAAGAAGGCGUAUGAGCCUUACAUUCUCCAGCAUGUAGGCGUGCGGUUCAUUGAACCGGAGCUGCAUGAUGGCUAUGACCCACACAAGAAAUCGUUUAUGCGUGAGCUGCAAAUCAGCCAUGAUCUUGAACCAUUCGAGGCAACUGAAGACGAGGCAGCACAUUUUUAAACAUGGAAAUGGCGACAGAGUUGAAACAUGGGAGAAUUCCAACGGAACAUGGUCUGUCAGGUUCUUAAAAGGUGCAACACUGCUUGUUCCAAAAGCCCUUCGAUUUGACCGCUACACAGCUACCCAAAUUCCAACUGGCUGGGACCCUGCCCGAUAUGGCAUUCCACAGGAUAUAAUCGACAGUGUGGAUAGGACUACAUGCUAUGCGCUAGUUUCUGCAAUGGAGGCGCUGGUUUCAUCUGGAAUCACUGACCCCUAUGAACUCUACCAGUACUUCCAUGUCUCCUGAAGUUGGGCAUACGAUCGGUUUCAUCAACUGGCGGCGUCCGAAGCCUUCGGGAUAUCGUCGUAAACAGGUGGGUCGAAAAGGGAUGUACAUUCUGGGGUACUGAUCGAAUCACUAGUUAAAUAGUCCAGAUGCAUGGAUAAACAUGCUACUGCUGUCAUCUGCAGGACCAUUAAAACCUACAUCAGCCGCAUGGCGCAACUGCAC